AUGGAUACAAAGUCAGGUAUAGUUUUAGGCAUGACUGGAUCAUAUAAUUCUAAUUCAGUACCACAAUUAAAUGUUAUUCAAUCUUCAAUUUCAUUUAUUCAAAAAGCAAUCGAUGUAUUAGAUAUAGUUCCUUCGUUUUUUCCAAUAAUGAUUGCUGAUUUUGGUUCAUCACAUGGUGCUAAUUCAAACUAUGCAAUGAAAAUAAUUAUCAAUUAUAUAAAACAAAUAAAACAAACUAAUCAAUCCUUUUUAAUUAUUCAUAAUGAUUUACCAACAAAUGAUUGGAUAUCACUAUUUGAUAGUUUAAAUGAAGAUAAAACUUAUUUCGGUUUAGCUAAUGGUCGUUCUUUUUAUGAGCAAUGUCUUCCAACAAAUUCAUUAACUAUUGCUUAUUCAUCAAUGUCUAUUCAUUGGCUUUCUCAUAAACCAUGUAAUCUAUCAAAUCAUUGUUUACCUCGUUUCGCUCAAGGAGCAGAACUGAUUACAUUUAAAACUCAAGCUGCAAAUGAUUAUGCACAAUUUUUAGAAAACCGUUCUCGUGAAUUGAUGAGGGGUGGCGUUCUCAUUCUUUCUAUUCUUUCUGCAGAUAAAGAAGGUAAAACUCUGGCACACAACGUAAAUAAUCAUCUAUAUAAAUGUGCUCAAUUAAUUCCAUUAAAUGAACAAGAAUUACUUGAUUAUACAAUUCCACUGUAUCAUCGUACGUACGAAGAAUGUCUUAAUGAAGAACUUUUUAAACGAUGUUCAUUACAGCUCAUUGAAUCUGAUUUUCAUAUUGUUGAAUCAAAAUUCGAUCAAGAAUUUCAACAAGGAAAAAUAACACUAGAAGAAUUUCUACAGAUGCACAUUGGCUAUCAACGUUCUUGGGGCGAAUCAAUAUUAAGACAAGCACUAGAAAUGAAUGAAAAAUGUUCAAAAGAAGAAAUUGAUCAAGUUUUAGAUCGAUUCUGGUCAAUAUACAAGGAUGGAAUGAAAGAAAAUUCAAAAGAAUAUAAGACUGGAUAUUACCAAACAUAUUUGGUAUUGAAAAAACUUUAA
Molecule: messenger RNA, 1038 nt
Organism: Rotaria sordida
Lineage: Eukaryota; Metazoa; Rotifera; Eurotatoria; Philodinida; Philodinidae
Source: the annotation of a GenBank genome assembly